Messenger RNA from Eutrema salsugineum, 1960 nucleotides. RefSeq names its product amino acid transporter AVT6E. Gene Ontology annotation, molecular function: amino acid transmembrane transporter activity. The coding region runs from base 243 to 1721 and encodes 492 amino acids. The transcript has a single exon. Gene Ontology annotation, biological process: amino acid transmembrane transport. Lineage: Eukaryota; Viridiplantae; Streptophyta; Magnoliopsida; Brassicales; Brassicaceae. The record is from RefSeq and is a predicted model, not a curated record.
UCCUUCCAAACUAUCUCCUUCUCUCUCUCUCGCCGACGAGGCAGGAAGAACGACCAAUUGAGACGUUGACCCUUAACCCCAGAUUCAGCAGCUUUGAUUCUUUUUUGAACAAUCUCUCUCUAUUUCUCUCUUGGUAGAGGAAAAAAGUCUCCUCUUUCGUCUUCUUCGAUCUCGGAUCAUCUGUAAGUUUAUCUUCUAUUCUUAAUCGCGAUUUCAGAGGGCGUUUAUAUCAGAUCUAUUGAAUGGAUAGCAGUUACUCUGUGAUUUCCAAAAGUUCGUACGUCGAGUUACAGAAACAGACGGAUAAUGGAAUCCCAGGCAAACACAGAACCACCAAAUUGCUUCCUUCUGAUGAAGAAAGCUUCGUGAAUGAUUUUGACGACAGCCGUGAUGUUGUUGGCGAUGAAGAAGGUGAUGAUCUGGAUUUCGAUGUCGCUGAUUAUACACUCGUUCAUGGGAAACCGAAUCAAGGAUCUGGGAUCUACGGUGCGGUUUUUAACCUCACCACAUCGAUCAUCGGUGCCGGGAUCAUGGCAUUGCCGGCAACCAUGAAAGUUCUCGGCUUGGUUCUCGGGUUUGUUUUGAUCAUCCUUAUGGCGGUUUUGUCCGAGAUUAGUGUUGAGCUUUUGAUUAGAUUUUCAGUUCUUUACAAGUCCAGAUCUUACGGCGAUGUGGUGCAGUCCGCAUUGGGCAAAACCGCUAGGGUUUUGUCUGAGAUUUGUAUCAUUGUCAAUAACGGUGGCGUUCUCGUUGUUUAUCUCAUUAUUAUGGGCGAUGUCAUGUCUGGUUCACUUCAUCACAUUGGGGUUUUGGAUCAAUGGUUAGGAAAUGGGUUCUGGGAUCACCGUAAAGUUUUGAUCUUGAUUGUUAUGGUCGUCUUCUUGGCUCCUCUCUGUGCUUUGAACAAGAUUGAUUCCUUAAGCUUGACAUCAGCUGCUUCGGUUGCUCUUGCGGUUGUGUUUGUGGUUGUCUGUUUUGUUGUCGCAACGAUUAAGCUCAUCGAAGGAACUAUCGACCCUCCAAGGAUGGCUCCUGAUUUUGGCUCCAAGAAAGCAAUCCUGGAUCUUCUCGUUGUCAUCCCGAUAAUGUCAAACGCUUACGUCUGUCAUUUCAAUGUCCAGCCCAUCUAUAACGAGCUCGAAGGUCGAUCGCCUCAUAAGAUGAACCGAGUCGGGAGAAUCACAACAGCCAUUUGUGUGGUUGUCUAUGCUUCAACUGCUAUAUCGGGUUAUCUUCUCUUCGGUAUGGACACUGAAGCUGAUAUCUUGACCAACUUUGAUCAAGAUCUCGGCAUCCGUUUUAGCUCUGCCGUGAAUUACAUUGUCAGAAUCGGAUACAUUCUUCAUCUAGUUCUCGUCUUCCCCGUGAUCCAUUUCUCCCUGAGAGAAACCGUCAAUACCUUAUUGUUUGAAGGCUCGCCUCCUCUCUCCGAAUGCAAAAAGAGAUCUUUGGGACUCACGGUGAUCUUGCUGGCUCUUAUUUACAUUGGCUCAACGAUGAUCCCAAAUAUAUGGACUGCUUUCAAAUUCACAGGCGCAACAUCAGCGGUUUCACUUGGUUUUACAUUCCCUGCUCUUAUCGCUUUACGGUUAGGGAAACAGAGCAAUUCGUUAAGCCUCGUGGAAAGAUCUGUGUCGUGGUUGAUGCUAAUCUUGGCCGUGGUGGUUAGCAUUGUGGGAACCUUAGGCAACAUUUACAGCAUCAGAAGCAAAUCAGAUUGAUAUUUUUUGUUUUUUUAGCGGUUUUCAGGAUCUUGUAGAUUUAUACAAAUCAGAGAUUCUCAGUCCAAUACCGAACCGGGACCUUUAGGAUCUCAGUCAAUGGCGUUUGUUCAUGCUUAAGCCCAAAUAUUUCCGGUUUGUGAAUUGUUUCACGUGACGAAAUUUUCAGCAUACCCAUGAUGACUUAUAUGUAUACAGACCAGAUUCUUAUGAUUUUAUUAUAUAUACGCAAAUUUGCU